Messenger RNA from Magnolia sinica, 417 nucleotides. Its product is annotated as pathogenesis-related protein PR-1-like. The transcript has a single exon. NCBI's taxonomy places the organism in Eukaryota, Viridiplantae, Streptophyta, Magnoliopsida, Magnoliales, Magnoliaceae. The record is from RefSeq and is a predicted model, not a curated record. Bases 1 to 417 code for a protein of 138 amino acids.
AUGGCCACAGCCAAGUCCCUUCUUUGUUUGUUCUGGGCAACCUUCCUUCUCCUUUCCUCUCUCCUCACUCCAGUUCCAGCACAAACACAAAGACGGGCCACAGAUCCAACACCAGAAGCCACCACAAUCGAGCAAUUUCUCAACCCACAGAAUGAGGUCAGGAUGCGACACGGCCUCCCUCCCCUCGAAUGGAGUACCAAGCUGGAAACGUUCGCAAGGUGGUACGCUGGCCAAAGGCAGGACGACUGUGCUUUGAUUCAUUCAGUGGGAGACUUGGGAGAGAACCUCUUUCGAGGAAGUGGGAGGCAUUGGAAGCCAUCAGAUGCAGUUGCUGCUUGGGCUGCAGAGGAAUCCAUCUACGACUAUAAAUCAAAUCAAUGCUCACAGAACAAAGUUGCCUGCACUACACACAGUUGA